AUGAAUCUUUAUCAAAUUUUCCAAUUAUUUCUAACAUUACUGAUAAUUAAAUUAAGUUUACCUUUUGCUAGGAGAAUGUACACAAACGUAAAGAGAAAUACUAGAAACCUUCUAAUGCCUAGAAAUAACAAUAGAUAUACCCAAAAUGAAACAUUUUUGAAAAGAGGUGGUUAUCUUGCUGGUCUUCUGAACGAAGGUAAUACGUGUUUCAUGAACUCUGUUCUUCAAUCUUUGGCAUCAUCCCAGGAGCUAAUGAAAUUCUUACAAGAUACUAUCGUCAAAGGUGAAGAUAAUUCGAAUGAGAUUAAAUUUUCCAUUACACUUCUGGAUUUACUGAACAAACUUGAUGGCAAAUAUGGGAAGCAAAGAGCUUGGUUCGAAACUACUAAAUUAUUGAAAACCAUGUCUAACGGACCAAACAAAAAUAUCAUUUUAGGUUAUGAUCAAGAAGAUGCACAGGAAUUUUUCCAACAGAUUUUACUAGAUUUAGAAAAGGACGUAAAGUUGGUCAACGAAGAGGAAAAGGAUGAAAAGAAGGUUUAUAACUUUAAUAACAAAAAACAUGUCAGCCAAAAGGAUCUCCCAACUGAUGCGCUAUUGAACCAAGACGACUUACAAAAAGUUGGUACUGUUUACAUCCCAACUGACCAAAUUGAACCAAAUUUGGUCGAAUCAAAACAAGAGAACUAUUAUACUCCUUUUAAAUUGAUUACACCAUUAGAUGGUACAACCGUCGAAAGAGUUGGAUGUUUGACAUGCGGUGAAAAUGGAGGGAUUAGGUAUUCUGUAUUUUCUGGCCUAAGUUUAAACUUACCAAGUGAAAAUAUCGGUGCAACUUUGAAAUUAACUGAAUUAUUAAAUGAGUGGAACAAACCUGAAAUAAUUGAAGGUGUCGAUUGUAAUCGUUGUGCCCUUAACGCCGUUCGGGAACAUUUGCAAAACCAAAUUGAAUCUAACAGUUCAAUGCCUGACAAAUUAGCAUCAGCUAUUAAGGGAAGAAUUGCACAACUAGACAAAGUAUUGUCAAAACCUGUGAUUGAUGAUGAAGAUUACAAGGAAUUACACACAGAUAAUAUGGUUCGUAAAUGUUCUAAAUCUAAACAAAUUAUUAUGUCGAGGCCACCUCCAUUAUUAUCCAUCCAUAUUAAUAGAUCUGUUUUUGACCCACGUACAUACAUGAUCAGAAAAAAUAACUCAAGGGUAUUAUUCAAAUCUAGGAUUAACUUAGGACCAUGGUGUUGCACCCCUGAUGAGAUCAAUUUGGAUGCUAGAUUACCUUUAUCCAAAAAGGAACCUUUAGCAGAUGAGUCUAGUGAGGAUGAAAACGUUGGAGGUGAGUACUAUGCUAAUUUACAUCACAAAUUUGAACAAGAAUUUGAAGAUAGUGAUGAAGAUAGUGAUGAUGAGGGCUACAACGCCCAAAAUGCUAGACGUAAAGAUGUAACUGAUUAUGAUCCAAUUGGUGGUGAAAUGGAUGAUUCUGAUUAUUCUACUGAACAACAUGGCCAGGAAGAAGAAGAUGUUGAUUACAUCGAAGAAAUUGACUCUUUAGGGAACACGAUUAGAAGAAAAAUUAUAAAGACUAAAGAGGAUGCUAUUGAUGCGAAGGAUGGAGUAGAAGUUGAACAUAUUGAAAAUAAUGCUGAUAGUGAUAGUGAUCAUGUAGGUUUGGAAAAUAAACGAGACUCUGACAGCGAAGAAUCUGAUCCAGAAGCAAAUAUGGAUGAACCUACUGAUGAAUUAAUUGUUCCAAAACUGUCCACAGUUCCUGCUACACCAUUGACUUAUUCAUUGAGGGCUGUUAUCAUUCAUUAUGGUACUCACAACUAUGGCCAUUAUAUUGUCUUUAGAAAACAUAGAGGACUGUGGUGGAGAAUUUCUGAUGAAACUGCAGAUGUUGUUGACGAAGCUGAAGUAUUGUCUACUCCAGGUGUAUUCAUGUUGUUUUACGAAUAUGAUUACGAUCAAACUACUGGCCAAAUGAAUGAUGAUAUUGCAACAUAUGAGGAAGAAGAUUUUUCUACUGAAGUUAUCCCAGAAGCUCAGGAUUUAGAAGCCACUGGAACAGAUAUUAAUGAACAUUCAGAAAAUUGUCCAAAUAACAAUCAAAAUGAUGAACUAUUAACAGGAGAUGAACAAUUAUCAGAAAGUUUGGAAACCAUGCAAACUGAAGAUAAAUUAAAUUGA
This is a messenger RNA of Maudiozyma barnettii, 2187 nucleotides long. RefSeq names its product ubiquitin-specific protease UBP1 (gene UBP1). Gene Ontology annotation, molecular function: cysteine-type endopeptidase activity; cysteine-type deubiquitinase activity. Lineage: Eukaryota; Fungi; Ascomycota; Saccharomycetes; Saccharomycetales; Saccharomycetaceae. Gene Ontology annotation, biological process: protein deubiquitination. Gene Ontology annotation, cellular component: nucleus; cytosol. The transcript has a single exon. The coding region runs from base 1 to 2187 and encodes 728 amino acids. The record is from RefSeq and is a predicted model, not a curated record.